Oncorhynchus mykiss (rainbow trout) is the source of this 5601-nucleotide messenger RNA. Its product is annotated as protein FAM135B. The record is from RefSeq and is a predicted model, not a curated record. Lineage: Eukaryota; Metazoa; Chordata; Actinopteri; Salmoniformes; Salmonidae. Gene Ontology annotation, biological process: lipid metabolic process.
GCAGGACACUUAGUGUUCUCCCGAAACGAUGUGUCAACCACCAGACAUAGGAUAAACACGAAGCUAAACCACGAGACAGGCCAGGCGCACCACUUAGACUAUUUGAAUAUUACUGUCAUGAUGGGGGAAACGUAAGCUAAGCUAGGAAGCUGUUAGCUAGUGGUUUGCACUGCAGAAUAAGAGGAUACAGGGUAUAAAUGGAUAACCAUGGCAACAGCAGCAGCAGCAGCAGGAGAAGCGUUGAGCAGCAGCUUACGACAGCGAUAUAAACACUGAACACAGACGGGGAAGGCAUCAUACAUCCGCCGACCGAAAGGAAAGUGUCGCUGCAGGUUGUGAAGCCAAAGCCUUGUGGAUAUUCAUUAGACAGUGGUGAGCGCAUCAGUGAGCAAGGGGAUGACCUGGAACAUAUCAUGUCUGAAGUACAGGGGACGUUGGAGUUUUCUGUAGAGCUGCACAAGUUUCACAAUGUGGAUCUCUUCCAGAGAGGAUUCUACCAGGUCCGAGCAGGGUUGAAGGUCUCUCCUCGUGUACCACACAGGUUGAUAGCAACAACACCAGGGAAUGCAGGUGACUGUAGUUUCAGCUCUGCGGGGGUCCAUGAUGGGGUCCAUGAGGACACUACGGUGUUCAGCCGGAUCUUCCAGAUCCUCUACCGAAACGAAGAGGUCAACGUCGAUGACCGCAUGCUCUUCAAGGUCCACCUACUGCUCGAUGGGGAGAGGGUGGAAGAGGCUCUGAGUGAAGUGGACUUUCAGUUGAAGCUGGACCUUCACUUCACAGACAACGAGGAACAGUUAGGGGACAUCGUGACAGUCCCAGUCAUCAGCAGUAGAACCCUGGGUCUCCACUUCCACCCCAGGAGAGGUCUCCACCACCAUGUACCUGUCAUGUUCGACUACUUCCACCUGUCCGUCAUCUCUGUUUCCAUACACGCAUCCUUGGUGGCCUUGCAUCAACCUCUCAUCAGUUUUGCCCGUACAGGGAAGGGUUCCUGGUUGGGGAAGGGCUCUCCGGAGAACGGUACUGACGUGUCAGCCAUGGGGGUAUCCAUGGAGAACCUGAUGUUUGGGGCUGGAUACUGCAAACCUGUCAUCACAGAGGGUAGUUUCUACGUCCCCAGUGAGAACUGUCUUCAGAGAGCUCACACGUGGCAUGGUAGACUCUGUCGCCUCCUACUGGUGGUACACCGAGGCGUACGCUGCUACUACACCACUCUGAUGAAGGAGAUACCACAGCUGGACCAAGUGGAAAUAGAGGAGCUACCUGUGGAAGAAACAUUAAAUCAGCUCACAAUAGAAUUACAGCUGCAGGGGGGCCAUGAGAAGGUAGCAGAACAGAUCAGUAGAGAUCUCACCCUGCUCUGCUCCCAGCUGUCGGCUUUGUGGACCCGCUUCCUGGAGGCUGCCGUACCCAACACACAUAUCCUGUCCCACCUGGCCCAGGAACACCACACACUCAGGGUCAGGCGAUUUUCAGAGGCAUACUUCUUCACAGAACACCCCAAAGAGACGUCCCUGACAUUUCAAGAGGACCUGAUCAACAGACACUGUCAGAUAGCUGUGGAGGUGCGUAACUCCAACUACCUGACCAGGAUGCCACCAUUACCUGUAGAGUGCCUGGACAUUGACGGAGACUGGAACAGCCUGCCUAUCAUCUUUGAAGACCGAUAUGUAGAGUCUCCACGGACAGAUUGGGGAUCAUAUGCACCAACACAUCUGCCCACCAGUGAGCAGGCCAUCCCCAAACCUCCUGUCACUGAUACAAACAUUAGUCCUCCUGCCCUGAACCAGCUCGCCAGCUCACCAGCAAUACCAACCCAGGAGCCUAAAGACAGUCAGGCUACGUACAGGUCUCUUAUAGGAGAGCAGAGCACCAGCGUUAUUACUGACAAGAUAGGUUCUCUAUCUUUUGAGACUCCAGAAACAGACCGGGGAGAGCCAGUCCAGCCAGGGGAUCCAGAGGAGCAGACUGAGACAGAGGAGAUCUCAGAGGAGAGCCCUGGUUUAGGCCUGAGGUUCCUUACAGUCGGACCCACUGAUGUGGAUCCGUUCAGAGGAGAGGCAGUGCUCUCCUCCAAACACUGUACAGACCCACAACAUACUUUUAACAGUGAAGACACAACUUGGAAAGACUUGGAGAACCACCAAGACAUCAUCACACAGAGAUACCAGAACAUUAUCAGUACAGGAAUUGACUUGGAUGUAGAAGAGAAGGACGUUGCUAUAGACACCGACAGCAAGGAUGUUCCUCUGAGCAGUCUAACCACUAACUCCCAGGCUCCACUCAAAGAUCAUCCCCUCACGCCCCCUCUACCUACAGACCUGAGGAGAGAACUGGCCAACCGAGGGGUGGGGGUUGGUGGCUCCAAGAUCCUAAACCGCUCCCCCUCCGUCAUCUCCGACUCUGGCAUCGAGAGCGAGCCCAGCUCGAUGGCCUGGCCCCUGGAUGUUUAUCGGACGGGGGGAGGGCGCCCUCUGGAGGAGAGCCUGGUACUGCAGCGCCUGGCGAGGAGAAACCCGGCCCACCGCAGUUCCCUAGAGGGCCUGCAGACAGAGAGCGGAAACAGCAGGGGCAGCCUGCCCAAUGGAGGGGGUGGCAGCUCUGGCAUCCAGGCCUCCCUCACCUCCAUCUCCUCCCUACCCUACGAGGACGACGAGGAACAGAGGAACCAGCUCAGUAAACUGACCAAGUCUGUCUCAGCUCCUCAGAUCUCCAGCCCUGAGGACACAGAAGAGGGCCAGGGAGGAGCGGAGGAGGAGGUAGACACGGAGAGCGAGGGGACCAGCGGGUACCAGGACCAGGAGGAGGGAUACACUACCAUCUCCACUGCUGCCACUAAUGUAACGACUGGGGAUGUGAUCAGACACCUGGAGUCCUUAUCCGGGGUUAACCACUCCUCUCUGGAGGACAUCAAGGAGGGAGAGCUGCCUGAGGUUGGUCUGUUUGACUGGGGAGCAGCUCCGUCACCACCCCAGCAGGUGACCAGAGCUCAUCAGGAGAGUGGUUGUGAUCUUAAAGAAACUCUUAGAUCUAAUGAAUCUGCUCUGCCAGAGACCCUGUCAUACACUCAGGACAUGAAGGCAGUCUUAAGUGGCAUUAGUCGAGUUCCUGAAGUCUUGCUGUUCCAACAGUAUGUUGAAGGUCAUGAUGACGUGAAGGAUCCAGCUAUAGUCCGUCAGAUGGAGGAUAAGAACCAUCACAGAGGAGAUAGCAGUGGUGUGUUAAACUCAGUUGACCCAGGUCUCUGUGAAGAAGAGAUCGCCCCCUGUAGCUGUGAGACCAAACCCAAACCCUGUGAACAUGACAGCAGUGUGCUGGUGGAUGAUGUGAAGGAUAAUCCAGUCAGGGAUGACAUUCAGAGUCUCCAUCAGAUUGGGUUGAAUGACCUUGUUGACCAGGAACGGCUGAAUCAUCACCAGACUCCGUCCCAGAGCCUCCAUCGGGUCGGGUUGCGUGACCUAGUGGUGGUCUCACAGAGGAAGAGCCUCCAUGACCCCAGGCCUAUCCCCUCUAUCCCCAACCACACAGAGAGACCCAUCCACCUCCUAGGCCUUAUUGCCAAUGAUACGGCCAGGCCUGAUGACCUCAUAGGGCUCCCGGCCAAUGAGAGAGAGGAGCUGGAUCUCAACGGUCAGACCAAGCUGGCUAAGAUCCCCAGUAGCUCGGGGUCAGGGGCGGGCUCGGGGUCAAGCUCAGGGUCAAACUCAGGGUCAGGCCUAUCCUUUAUGAACAGGAAGAUGGUGGAGGUGGUGAAUAUGUCUGUGUCCUGCGCUCCGACCUGUCUUCCCUUCUCCUCCGUUGUCCGGGACUCACCGUCCAUUAGCGGCAUCUCUACUCGACAAGCCGCAUCCCCCAUUACCCAUCAGCCCCUGGGCUCCUUCGGCAUCAUCUCUUCGUCCUCGUCCAAUGCCCUGGGGCCAGAUGACGAAACAAACGAGAGGAUGCUGCAUUUCUACAGGUCCAAAGAGGAUCUGGUGAAGGAGCUGGUAUUCCAGGCAACCCUGUACAGUGACCUCCCUCACCUGGCCUCCGACCUGCCCUACUUCCCCCCUGAGGAGGAGGAUGAGGAGUUUGAGGAUGGCAUACACCUGGUCGUCUGUGUCCACGGCCUUGAUGGCAACAGUGCAGACCUUCGCCUGGUGAAGACCUUCAUAGAGCUGGGAUUACCAGGGUCCAGACUGGACUUCCUCAUGUCUGAGAGGAACCAGACUGACACGUUUGCAGAUUUUGACACCAUGACGGACAGGCUACUAGACGAGAUUAUCCAGCACAUUCAGCUGUACAACCUCACCAUUGGACGGAUAAGUUUCAUCGGUCACUCUCUGGGGAACGUGAUCAUCCGGUCGGUUCUGACAAGGCCUCGGUUCCGCUGCUACCUGAUCAAACUGCACACCUUCCUGUCUCUGUCCGGACCACACCUGGGAACUCUGUACAACAACAGCACGCUGGUCAGCACAGGUCUGUGGCUGAUGCAGAAGCUGAAGAAAUCCGGAUCGUUGCUGCAGCUUACCUGCAGAGAUCAUACCGAUCCUCGGAAAACAUUCCUCUAUCUCCUCAGCCAGAAACCAGGGCUCCAGUUCUUCAAGAAUGUGGUGUUGGUGGCAUCACCUCAGGACAGAUAUGUUCCCUUCCACUCUGCCAGGAUAGAGAUGUGCAGGACUGCACUCAAAGACAGGACCACAGGUCCAGUGUACACGGAGAUGAUCAACAACCUACUCCAGCCGUUGGUGGGGUCUAAAGACUGUCGUCUGAUUCGCCAGAAUGUGUUCCACGCCCUGCCCAACACCGCCAACACUCUGAUUGGCCGAGCCGCUCACAUCGCCGUGCUCGACUCUGAACUCUUCUUGGAGAAGUUCUUCCUGGUAGCAGGGCUCAACUACUUUAAAUAGAACUUCAAACUACUUAAAACAGUAUUUCAAACUACAUUAAAGGGAUACUUCAGGAUUUUGGCAAUGAAAUCCUUUAUCUACAUCCCCAGAGUCAGAUUAACUUGUGGAUACCAUUUGAUUGUCUCUGUGUGCAGUUUGAAGGAAGUUGCUAACUAGCUUUAGCGCAAUUGCUAACUAGCAUUAGCACAAUGACUGGAUGUCUAUGGUAACUGCUAGCAUGCUAUAUACCAUAGACUUCCUGUCAUUGCGCUAACGCUAGUCAGCAUUUGCUCACAAAACGACCUCUAACUUCCUUCAUACUGGAUGCAGUUGGUUAAAAAAUGUAUGAGUUCAUCUGACUGGGAAAGUAGAAAAAGGGCUUCAUUGCCAAACCCGAAGUAUCCUUUUAAAUAGAGGCUCACCUACUUCAAGUACAGGCUCAAAUACUUAAAGUAGAUCCACUACUUCAAAUAGAGCUGUAGCUACAAAUAAACUGUGUGUAUGUGUGUAUGUAUGUAUGUAUGUAUGGCUUAGAGAGGCCCUAGGUCUUAAUGAAGAUCUCCUUGUUGUGGUUGACUGGCGAGGAGGAUUUGGUGAGAGAAAGGGGGUUGCACCAUGACUAUAUUGUGUGUGUGUAUGUGUGUGUGUGUGUGUGUGUGUGUGUGUGUGUACACAGUACCAGUCAAACGUUUGGGCACACCUACUCUUACCAAGGUUUAAAAAAAAAAAA